Messenger RNA from Pseudopipra pipra, 4874 nucleotides. It is a transcript of the gene SAG, whose product is annotated as S-antigen visual arrestin. The record is from RefSeq and is a predicted model, not a curated record. Gene Ontology annotation, biological process: G protein-coupled receptor internalization; signal transduction. Lineage: Eukaryota; Metazoa; Chordata; Aves; Passeriformes; Pipridae. The transcript has 15 exons. Bases 2641 to 3840 code for a protein of 399 amino acids. Gene Ontology annotation, cellular component: photoreceptor outer segment; photoreceptor inner segment. Gene Ontology annotation, molecular function: G protein-coupled receptor binding.
UUAUGGAGGAGCUGCUUCCAAGGUCCUCUGAGAAUGUUUGCAAUGGCACAUGUACCAACAGGAAUGCUCAUCCUCCCCUGGAGGACUAAUGACCCUGCAGUGGCUGCAGCACAAACUUGUACAAAACCAGCACUCUCCCUUUUGCUUUUGCAAAGUGUGACUGAAUAGAAGUUGUUAAUUUGCUGAGCUAAUUUCUGGAGUUUCUUCCCUACUUCCCACAGUCAGGACCUGGCUUUCCUUCUGCAGCACUGGCACAUGGCAAUUUCUGUGGUUUAAGCCUGGCUGGUUUGUGUUUGCUAGAGUUGAAUAGACAGAGUAGUGAUUAAGCUCUCCAAAUAAUCCACCUCCAGUUAAUAAAAUGUUGUUGGAAUUUGGAAAACUCUGAAAGAGCUGAGGAACACUGGUUCUGUGGUUCAUUUUUUGGAAAUAAUUUGUGUAACCCGGCCACUGUAUUCAGGCAGAUGUCGGUGAUGGUUUGCCAAAAGCAAGCCUGAUUUGUGACUGCAAGGUUGCCUGAGCUGGAGGGGCUCUUGGGCUGGCAAGUUGAGAGGAUAUCAUGUGAUCCCUGGAAUCAAAGGAACACAGGCAGCCAGAGGAAAGCUACAGCUGUUCCUGCAGCUUGCAAGCCAAAAAUGACACAUACUGUAGAGCAAAAUAUCAAGGCCAAAUUCACUGGUGGGGGGUAAAGCUACUCUUGGAAGAUUUAUGAACAGAAAAGCUAAAGGUAAUUGAAAUAUCUGUUUCUUAAAUCCUAGAUGAUGUACCUCUCUAAGUAAAUUAAGGGAGGGGGUGUACUAGCCAGCAGCAGUGUUUUGCAUCACAUGCCAGUGGGAUGUUGGUGAAACAAUAAUAGAUCCAUUGCUUAGUGAUUGUGAGAAUAACACAUUGUUCUCAGUGUUUGAUGGUCCAUCAAAAUGGCAUUUUAGUCUUUUCUAAACUCCUUUUCUCAUAAAUGGCUUUUGUCCGUUCAGCUCCUUACCAGGCUGGAAGUCUUGGAACCCCAGGGAGGAGGAGAUGGAGCAUUAGAGUAAAUAAAGCUGCUUUUGGUAACUGUCCUGUGCUAUGUAAGUGUGCAGUAUUUACAUGUAGACCUCUUCCCUGACUGUCUGAGUGUCCUUAGGUAAUGCCUUGUGUUGCUGACUUAACCACUUCCCAGUUGACCCUUAGCCCAAGUACAAUAUUUGCUCUUGGAGGGGGAUUAAUUCUUGAAAUCCUGGAUGGACGCAACUAGAGAUGAGCUUUCAAAUCCCCUACAAAUUGUCUUCCUUGUUUGUGAAGAGGUCAGUGAUUCCCUCUGGUAGAGGCAAAGAAGAACAGGACACGACUGCCUGGAAAAGUCAUCUUUCCUUAGGAGUUUAGGAGUCCCCAUCGUUGUCUGUGGAAGCUCCUGUGUCAUUGGGAAGACAGCAAGGUAUUUAAUGUUAUUUGCUUGUUUGUUUAUUUGAGUGCAGCAUGAGUAGCACAUCUAGUCAGCAACAUAGACUGGUCUGGACAUGGAAAACCUACUUCAUAAAAUAGAAAUUCUUAAAUGUGUACAGCCUGUUUAUAACCUCUGCCGUACAUUUUUUUCAGCUUUCCAAGAAGCAAACUAUUUCCUUUUUUUUAUGGUUUGUUGUCUGCAAAUAGGCCCUAGAAACUGUUUCAUUCUUGAAGCAGUUUUAAAAUGGGAAAGCAAGCAGGGAAAUAGAAAGGCAGCAAAUGGUGAGGACAGUCCUACACCAGCAGGCCGGGGGUGUGUCUGACAGUGUCUAACCCCUCACUCCGGAGUGAUGGGGAGAAGUGUAAGGACAGGGCAGUGCAGCAUCGUCCUUUCCUGGUGCUGCUCCUCAGCUUCAGCAUCCUACAGGGGUAAGGUUGCACCUGAAUCACCCUGUCCAACGGCUGCCAAAAGCCUGUUCCCUGUGAAUGUGUCUAGUCCUAUGAUCCAACUCAUAUUGGUGAUUUCCAGAGCCUUCUUGAAUCUUCUGUUAACUGGGGAAGAGCUCCACCUUCUUUUGAAUUUGCUGUCUGAUCAUUAACUGGAUGCUAUUUUAUGACAUAACAAAAUGAAAAACUAAUCUCUCUGUUUUGUACCACUUAGGUUUUCUGGACUUCUCACUCUGGAUAUCUCUUGUGCCCUUGUGGUCUCCCCUUUCUCUUCUGUUUUUUCCCUUCCCCCCUGCCUUUUUUUCUCCUCCUGAAGAAUUUUAUUCCAUCUGUUGUUGUCCUUUGGGUGCAAGCUGUUCCCUACCCCUGAUUAUAACUGUUACCUGUCUGGGCAGGUAGCUGGACUGUUCUAUUCUUGAAGUCCAUUCUGGUUUGAGUUCAGUGAUACCCUGCAUGUGCAUUGGGUUGAGAAAAAUGCAGUAGGGCAGAUGUGUUCUCAUUUUGGGUUCAGUCUGACUCCUUAUCAACACAAACCACCUUUGUAGCUCCUAGACUGAGCCUUAGCCAACAUUUGGGUAUGUGUGGAGCUCUGAAAUGGCAAACUAUACGUAGGAGUACAGUGCUUUACCCACCAAGUAUGAUUCUGCUUUUGUCUCAUCCACCUGUUUUCCCCAGGCAUCUUUCCCAGGACAUUUUGGGGCAGAAAACCUUCAUUCACCCACAGCCACAUCCCCAUCUUUAACUGUCAGCUGCCCUGAGGCUCAAAAGCCAGGGAUGGAUGGGAAGAAUGCUGGCUCUCCACAAAAACAAGUUAUCUUCAGAAAAAGCACCCGUGACAAAGCUCUGACAAUCUACCUGGGAAAGCAGGACUUCAUUGACAACGUUGGGAACGUGGAACCUGUGGAUGGCGUUGUAUUGGUGGAUCCUGCUCUUAUCAAGGGGAAAAAAGUGUACGUGUCCCUCACCUGUGCUUUCCGGUACGGCCAGGAGGACAUCGAUGUGAUGGGCCUCACCUUCCGACGGGACCUGUUCUUCUCCAGGCUCCAGGUGUUCCCUCCUGCUGACAAGCCAGAGCCUCUUACUCACUUGCAGGAAUCUCUGCUAAAGAAGCUGGGGAAAAAUGCUUAUCCCUUUUUCUUUACAUUUCCAGAUUACCUGCCUUGCUCAGUCUGUCUGCAGCCUGCACCUCGUGAUGCUGAUAAGACCUGUGGGGUGGACUUUGAGGUAAAAGCUUUCUCAACAGAGAAUGUGGAAGAGAGAAUUCAUAAGAGGAACUCUGCUCGUCUGCUGAUCCGCAAGGUGCAGUACGCUUCAGAGGAGCCGGGACCCCAGCCCUGUGCAGAGACCACCUGGCAGUUCUUCAUGUCCAGCAAGCCCCUCCAGCUGAAAGCUUCCCUCAGCAAAGAGGUGUACUACCAUGGCGAGCCCAUUCCAGUCACUGUCACCAUCAACAACAGCACGGAGAAAACAGUGAAGAAGAUCAAAGUCCAGGUGGAGCAGGUUGCCAAUGUGGUGCUGUACUCCAGUGACUACUAUACCAAAGUGGUGGCUGCUGAGGAAGCACAGGAGAAGGUGCAGCCCAACAGCAGCCUGACCAAGACACUGACACUUUUGCCCUUGCUUGCAAAUAACCGGGAGACGCGGGAAAUAGCUCUGGAUGGAAAACUAAAGGAUGAGGACACCAACUUGGCUUCUAGCACUAUCAUUAAGGAUGGAAUAGACAAGACAGUGAUGGGGAUCCUGGUUUCCUACAAGGUCAAAGUGAAGCUCACUGUUCCAGGUAUGCUGGGAGACCUCACCUCCAGUGAAGUGGGCACAGAGCUGCCGUUCCGCCUCAUGCACCCCAAACCUGAGGAAAGGAGCCCAGCAGGGAAGGAUGGUGAAGCAGAGCUGGUAUUUGAGGAGUUUGCUCGUCAGCAGCUAAAAAAUACACCUGAUGAAGAGGACAAGAAUUCACCCUCAACUGAUGAGUGACUAAGAGAACAAGCUGCCAGAGGAGCUGCGUAGUCAGACUUCAAUUAGGAAUUUAGGAGCUGAGUUUCUAGUAAACUGCAUGUUUUCAAUGCACACGUGGUCAUGCAGGGAUCAGCCCUGAGAUCAGUGGACACAACAUCAUGGAUCUCUACUGCUUAUUACAAGCUUCACCUCUGGGAGAAUGUGGCAAACACAGGCCCUGGUGCUUACUCAAGCUACCAGAGGAGGACAGGAAGGCUGCCAUGUCAUGACUUCUGCUUUCAGGGCUGCCUAAUAAAAAGGUUGGUUGCUUUCAGCACUGGUGAGAGUUAAAUGAGGGUUUGUGCAGCCUGCCUGGACUUCCUCGGUGUCAGAAUCUGUGACUUUGCAGUGCCAGUGACCCAAAUCCCAGCCUGGAAGGCUGGCUUGCAGCCCUGAGUGAUUCACUGAAGUUUCUCAGCAGACUACACAAAACUGAUUUUAUUUCCUUUUGGUUGCUUUUGUGUUUAUGCUUUACCACAUUCAUCCAGUGCAUGAUUUCAGUGCUUGGACUGUCCCCGUGUGGAUAACAACCCCUUUCUGUACCAUUAAAUGUCCUGCAAGUCAUCUCCCUCAGCAGAUAUAAAGCUGAUACACAGUAUUUGCUUUCUAGCAUUAUGCUGUACAACCACAUUGUUAAAGAUGGGAUAAUGUGCACUGUCCAGGAAUUCCUUAACAAAGCUCCCUGUAUGCAACCCCAAAGAGAGAACUGCCAGUCCAGGCUGAUCCUGUAUUUAAUAGAGUUUCCUGCAGGCAACACUGCUUCAAAAGAGGGUGCAGGAAAAUUAAGGAGGAAAUUAUGAGGCAGCCUUCCCUGAGGAGCCUUUUCCAAAAUGCAUCUGCCAGAGGUUGGUUUAUGCUCUAAGAAAUGAGACUGUAUUCUGCAAACUGUUGUUCUCUGUUGUUGAUCUGGAUAUUCACAUUAUUUAUGUAAAUGUCUGAUCCCUUCCUGAAUCUCACUUAGGUUUUAGCUGAAGUGAGUUGCAUCAGCUAAUUACAUUUUGCAUGUAAAACAA